GACGAAACGCAGUUUCAAAGAUCGUGCGAUGGGUCGCUUCACGACCUCGCUGCAUCUGCAGACGGCGGGCGGCCUUCUCUAUGUACUGCUCUCACUGGCGUGCUGCGUCUACUACACCCGCCUGCUCCAACCCACGUUUGCCAACGACCUCUGGUGGGCUGGCUACAACGUCUCGGGCUACCAAGCUUUUCUCAUCGAUCUCUGCAACCAGUUUCUCAUGACCAACGCCAACGGCUCGCUCGACGUGCUCUCUGCCUCGGCCAUCGUGCCCAAGACAUACUCGACCAUCGAUGCGUUCACGUCCAUCUACACACCCUACAUGCACGACGUCCUCCUCGGCGAACUCACGUCCAUCGAGUACGCUGUGCCGCAUCUUCGGACGCUCAGCACCUACUGGUGCAUGCGCAUGAACGUGCAGCACUGCUGGGUUGACUUUAACAAAACGUUCGAGAUGGCCCACACGCUUCUUCGGCAAGAACGCUGUGAGCGCCGCUAUCGAGCCAACGCUGCCGUGUACCUCGAAGCGAUCCUGCGCAACCAGCCAUGGGACGCGUAUCUGGCGCUCUGGGCUGGAAAUGGGCUUCGCUUCAACGUAGCCAUCCAGCGUGGUCUUCAAGAGACUAUGGGUGGCCGCUCGUUUCUGGCACAGAUGGCGACGGCGGCCAACACGACGUCGGUGGCGGACGAGCUUGCCUACUGGCAGUCGUACAACUUGUCGAUAUUUGAGCUGCAGUGGCAGAGUCGGUGGCAACCUGGCGUCUCCGAGACCAUUGUUGUCUCGAACGCCUUAGGCAUGCAAGAGAAUUUUACGCUCAAAGCGCUCGACCAAGUCACGGGCCCGUGGUCGUCGCAGAGCCUCUUUUGGAUGCCGCUCAACGAUCUGUACAACGGCAUGAUCCUGAACCGAAGUUUGAUCCGAGGCACGAGUCGCCACUUUGCUACCAACAUCAGUGCAUCCUUGCCCGCCAUCAACUUGGAGAUCUAUCGGGGCAUGGCCGACAGUCGCGGCAACCUUGUCGGGAAAGCAUGGCUCUUCCACACCUUCAUCGGACCUUACAUGAGCGUUGACGUUCGCUACAAGCUGCGGCCAGCACCACUUGUCGCUACGUACAAUCGGUUCCAGGACGUUGUCUCGGCGCAUCUCGCAACGUCGACAGCGCGAUUUGAAUCGUUUACGAGACUCCCGUCGGUGGUCUUGACACCGACGCCGUCGCGCUGGCAGGCCAACUACACCUUCUAUGGCGGCGACCCGAUGUGCGUCCUUGGCACGGGCACAUCGUAUGUGCAGCAGUCGUUUGAUUUUUAUGACGACUGCUCCCAAAAGACACCUCUCAGUGCCCAGCCGCCACCCAUGUCCCUCCUCUUUGCUCUGCUCGCUGCCUCUACAGCCUCAAGUACAUUCUCGAUCCACGCCAUCUGCGCACUCUCCACCACUCCAGACCCGUGUGUAUCGAUGCUCUCUGCAGGAUCACGCUGGCUUCAGGAGCUACCCAUUCCAGACCAGAUCUCGUUGAUGCUCGAGUCGCUAUCACCGGUGCUUCAGGCCACAGACAUCAGCUUUAUGCAGUUUGCGAAAGCCUCCAAUGGCUCGUGGGUGCUCUUGCAGCAGCCGCUGCUAAGCGCUUGGGACGAUCCCUGGACGUUCUAUGGCUGGUGCUUUGCGGCCGACUGGGCCACUGGCAUUCGCCAAGCCGCCUCGUUUGAAGGCGACGUGUCGUCGAUCGUCCUUCUCUCCAACGCAUAUACGAGCCAGCACUAUGUCACGAGUGGCCAACCACUCGAGACUGCCACCAAGAUGAUCUACUAUCUUGUACUUACGAGUACCACUUGGCUCGUCAGCGUCGGUGGACUUGCAUUGCUCUACACGCUUUACAGUCGCUUUUACAUCACGGGCCGCAAUCUGCUCUGUUUCAACCGGCUCGUGGGCUCGGUCUGGGCUGGCCGCCAACUCAUGCUUAUGCGCGGAACCAGCGCCAUCUUGAUUUUGAGCACGGCGCAGCCAAAACUGGAGGCACAAUUUGGCUAUAGCCGGCUUGUCGAGAGUGCGCGCUCGGUGUGGGAGACGGGCAUCAUAGCGGGCGAGGCUACGUGGCUCUCGUACUCUCUGCACGAGUAUCUCGUGAUCGCUCUGCCAAUCAGCUUCUCGCGACUCUACGGCCCGUGGACGAACGCGCUGGCGUGGCUUACAAUUCUCAUCGUGAGCCUGGCCUCUCCCGUGGGCAUUGAAAUGACGUUGCGUCGCGAGUGUGUCGGCAACGAUAUGGACUAUGGACUUCUCUGCACAGCAGGAACCAUCUCGACGGGCAGUCUUCACCGACUCAUGCUUCUUGUCAGUCUCCAGGUUGGCAUCGUUGUCGUGUCCAUUAGCCUCGGGUGCGGAGUGCGCCGCAUGUGUGGCGUCGACAAGGGCGACGACGACGAGGAGGAUCAAGAAGAGAGCUUGCUCGUUUCCGGUUUGGCCCAGGCCUUCAUCACCGCCGACCCGCACCGCCCGGCCGCUCACAUCUACGACCCUGUGACCUGCGUUCUCUGCGGGCUGCUUCCCCUUUCGUACAACGGCCAUCGGUAUGUCUUUGACCUCAAGCUGUGGAGCUUGCUGCCUGAUACGAUCUCAACGGACCCGCACACGUCGCAAACGGCCCCCGAGGUCACGCUCGCGGUAACGCGCCCACGCUCCGCUAGCGUUGCCUUCUCCGUGCCGUCCAUCGAUCUCAUUCGUGUGGCCUCGGGCCGGCGCCGGCUUCGAGCGCUGCUCGCUACGUUUGGCUUGCUGUACAUGGUCGCCUCGAUCACUGGCUCGGUCUUGUACUUCGAAGUGUCCAAAGUUUACUUGGACAACGACUUGUACUGGGCGACCUUUAACGUCACGGGGGCCCACACGUUUUUUGCCACCUGGCUCAACGAGCAGCUCAUCUUGCGGGCGACUGCUCAAAGCAUUACGUUGGAUAAUGGGAGUAUCAACCUCUUUGGUUCAUUCGCGACACCGACAGCGUAUGUGUCGACCGUCAACAACUAUGGUGCGUGGCUCCAGCACAACGAAUUGAGUGCGAUCGAAGCAUCGAUUGCAGGCCUUCGCGUCUCGGAUGCAUGCAACGCGCCCUGGAUCUUUACACCGUACUGCUACCUCGACUGGAAGAAAACGUGGCCCAUGGCGUACUCGCACCAGCGCCAAAUGCGAUGUCAAGAUAUGGAGACGAACGCUGCCGUGUACCUCGAGUCGGUCCUGCGCAACAUUGACUGGGCGACCUUUGAAUUUUGCUGGGGCAGCGCUUUUGAAACAGCAUUUGGAGUUGAUCUGCGGCAAUCGUCCGAAGGUGUGGAAUGGCUGCAUGCCGUAUCCAGCGAGCGACUCUCACUGCAAGACGAAAUCACGCUGUGGGGUCAGCACAAUCUAUCAACCUUUCAAGUGCAGUGGCAAAACUACAAGCGCAUCGGCGCCAUCAACAGCUACGCGAUCGUCAACGCCUUUGGUAUUUCGUACCCUAUGCAAUUGAUGGCUCUCAACGGCAGCUACCGCUGGAGCAGUCAGACAACGUACAAGAUGUACUGGUCGCUCGCCAACGAUCUCUCAGCGAUCGUGUCCAACGCCAGUGGCAUUGGUGGCCUCAGUCUUUUGCGGACAAGUCCUCGGUUCGCCUUUACAAAUACCUCGCUGCAGGCCGUCUUGACAAGAAACUUGACAUUGAUGUCGCCGUUGUCCAAUGCGUUGGCUCUGGUGGCCACCACCAUCGGCCCGUUUGGCGUCACGGACAUGGUCUACUUACGCGUUCCAGUUGCGGUCAGCAGCCUCGUUCACGACAUUCUUCACAUGGCACGCUUGUCAAUGGGGCAGUCGAUCCUCGCCCAAGCCGCCUUCAACAAGAUCACACCGCUCGGCACAUCGUACCCGAUUCCAAAAAAGUGGCUCAUGCCCAACUACGCCUCGUUCGGGGGGUCUCCGCUUUGCCAAGAAUUUGUGUCGAGCAAGGUCGUCUCGGCGGGCUUGACGAGCGUUCUCUCGUACGACUUGCCGUGUCUGCCGACGUCACCGAUCCAGAGCAAGGCGAUUCCGACGCGGCAACACUAUAUUGUGUCGGCGAUUCUCUCGGGUCUCAGCGCGUCGCCACCCAGUGACUACCGCAAUAUUUGCUCGUUUGACCCAGCAUAUAUUGCCCUCUGCCUCGCCUACCUCAACCAAACCAUGCACUUUAUUCAGACCUACAUGCCAACAGCCAAUGCGUCAUUGGCAUCCAUCGCUGCGUCAACCAAUGCAUUAGUCCACAAUCUGAACAUUGAGUUUAUGAUUUUUGCAAAAGUCAACGCGUCAGCGCCACUCGCACUGCUCCACACCAACCUCCUCGACCCAAGCGAAGUCGGCUUUGGCUUCUUGCAUGGACUCAUCUCGUUCCAAGGCGACAUCGGGACGCUCAAUAUCCUGACGGACCUCCAACUCCCGCUACUCCAACAAGUGCAGCCGUGGAUGCUCACGCAAGAUUUUGCCGAAUACUGCCGCGCCGGUGUGUGGUAUGUCACGUUUCUCAUGCUCUCCGUCUCGGCACUCGCGUGCGUCUACAUGGUGACGACGCGGGGGGCUUUUGAAGGGCUCAACAUGCUCGAGCUCUCGCGGGUCGGCGGUAUUGUCUGGGUCGGCCGGCCGCUUCUCUUUCUUCGGUCCAUGACAGCGCUCUGCCUCCUCUCCACUGCCACGUUUGAGCUCCAAACCUCUGGCUACCGCAGCUACUUUGCCGCCGUGCCCACGCCGUGGUACAAGAUCGCACUUGCGGCCGGCGAGGUCACAUGGCUCGUCUCGGUCGUCAACGACAUUGCUCUUGUAUUUACCAAAGAGUACUCGAUGUACUACACGACUGCCAACAGCAUUCUCGUGUGGCUCAUUGUCGCGACGCUGGCUGGCGCCUUUCCCGUCGAAGCCACCGUGAAUUUGCACCAAACCUGCGUCGUUGCUCAGGUCGACUUGCAAGCGGUUUGCAGUAGCGGCAUGAUUGCGAUCGGUCAGCGCGACCGACUCUUGCUGCUCUCGGGGAUCGUUGUCGGCUGCAACAUGGUUUGCUUUGGCAUCGUGCGCUUAAGCGUGGACAAGCCACCAACCCGGGUGCGAUCGCUACUGCUCUCCAGCGGCGCGAAGUACCUCUUCAUGCACCACAACCGCGUCGUGCAGGACGUCUAUUACCUCGACCGCGCCUCGGCUGUCCUCGCCGGCAUCGUCACCUACCGCCACGGGCGACGCAUGUAUGCGCUCGAUGUGAAGCUCUGGCGCCUCUUCUCGACGCCGCUUUCGCUCGCCAACCAGUCCAAUUCGAUGCUCGAUUCGGCGCUACCACUCCGCAAUGCAAAGUAG
Molecule: messenger RNA, 5335 nt
Organism: Saprolegnia parasitica CBS 223.65
Lineage: Eukaryota; Oomycota; Saprolegniomycetes; Saprolegniales; Saprolegniaceae
Exons: 2
Coding region: 29-5335 (1768 amino acids)
Source: RefSeq, a predicted model, not a curated record